Molecule: messenger RNA, 2321 nt
Organism: Rhododendron vialii
Lineage: Eukaryota; Viridiplantae; Streptophyta; Magnoliopsida; Ericales; Ericaceae
Product: GTP cyclohydrolase 1-like
Exons: 2
Coding region: 590-1948 (452 amino acids)
Biological process (GO): tetrahydrofolate biosynthetic process; tetrahydrobiopterin biosynthetic process
Cellular component (GO): cytoplasm
Molecular function (GO): GTP binding; zinc ion binding; GTP cyclohydrolase I activity
Source: RefSeq, a predicted model, not a curated record
AGACCAUUCCAUGCCCUAAACCCUUUUGGUGGGUCCAGACCCCAACCGAAAUUUCCUCUCUUUUCUCUGCGUCCCAUAGUCGCACUCUACCAGCCUCCACCAACCGCCUUCUUCCUCCUUGACCACCACCACGACGGCCGCCUCAUGCAAACAUCACCAAGAAAACAACUUUUUCCAGCUCCCGUACAAAAAAAGUACCCCUUUUGUGCGGGACCCACAUUUCCGAUGAGGAUAUGAAAUCAAAAAAGAAGCCCUCCCACACAUUCCAAGAUCAACUGCAACCUUCCAUUUAUUUACCUGCAUAUAGUCAUUAUAUACAUUCUACACAUAUUUCCAUCGAAUUUCUCUGUCCUAGUAUUUUCCAUUCCUUCACCUUCUUUGUGGACUGGGUUUUUAUCGGCUUGAUCUGUGAGACCCAUUAGUAAAUUUUUUUCUUUUUUUCAUCUGGGUUCAGGUCAUAUUGGUUGUUUUGGCUGAUUCCUUGCUGGGUUUUUUGUUUCCAAAUCGGAAAGUUCGAUUUGAUUCCCUUGUUUUUGUUGUCGUGAAAUCUUUGAUUUGUGGGUGGGUUUCUAUUGUUUUUGGUCUGUCAAUGGGGGCUUUGGAUGAGGGGCACUGCAAUGGGGAGGUAGAGGGGUGUUUUGAGCUGGAUUUUGAGAAAGAGGUAGAGACGGUGGCCAUUGAGGAUGCUGUGAAAGUACUGUUGCAAGGUCUGGGUGAAGAUGUCAAUAGAGAAGGUCUCCAAAAGACCCCGCUACGUGUUGCCAAGGCCCUGAGAGAAGGGACCAGAGGUUACCGACUAAAGGUGAAAGAUAUUGUCCAAGGUGCUUUAUUCCCUGAAGCUGGAUUGGAGACCGGAACUGGUCAUGCUGGAGGAGUUGGUGGGCUUGUGAUUGUUCGAGAUCUUGAUCUCUUCUCAUACUGUGAGUCUUGCUUGCUUCCCUUCCAAGUUAAGUGCCACAUUGGGUAUGUCCCAUCUGGGCAUCGAGUUGUAGGACUAAGCAAGCUCUCUCGGGUGGCCGAUGUAUUCGCAAAACGACUACAAGAUCCACAACGUCUAGCAGAUGAAAUAUGUUCAGCUUUACAACACGGAAUCAAGCCAGCGGGCGUUUCCGUCAUAUUGCAGUGUUCACACAUUCACUUCCCGACUUUAGAAUCAGCCUUUCUUGCAUCGAAUCACCACGGAUUUGUAAAGAUGCUGGUUACUUCAGGUUCAGGGGUUUUUGAAAAUGAGAAGGCCGAUAUUUGGGGUGAUUUUCUGAGUCUUUUGAAAUUCAGAGGCAUAAAUGUGGAUAAAAUCCAUCCAAGAGACUCUGCUGACAAUUGUUGGUGCCCAUCUCAAACCACCUCUAAAGUGGGCCCUGCCAAUUCAGGAAUGACUGCUGCGGUAUCUUUGAUUCUUCGGUCUUUGGGUGAAGACCCGUUAAGAAAGGAGCUUCUAGGAACUCCUAAUAACUUUGUGAAGUGGCUAUUUAAUUUUAAGAACUCUCAUCUGGAGAUGAAGUUGAAUGGGUUCGUUCUUGGUCGAAUGGAUGCUCUUAAAUCCAUUGGUGAUGACAACAUCAAAUCUGAGCUAAACUUGUCGUUUUGGUCUCAAUGUGAGCAUCAUCUUCUUCCCUUUCACGGUGUUGUGCAUAUAGGAUACAUCUGUACUGGUGGAGUCGAUCCAAUUGGAAAGUGUCUCUUACAGUCGAUAGUCCAUUUCCAUGGUUUCAAGCUCCAAGUACAGGAGAGGCUCACGCGACAAAUAGCCGAGACCGCUUCAUCGCUGUUGGGGGGAGAUGUAAUGGUGGUGGUAGAAGCUAACCAUACUUGUAUGAUUUCUAGAGGGAUUGAGAAGAUCGGGAGUAAUACUGCCACAGUUGCUGUCUUGGGUCGAUUUUCUACUGACCCUGCCUUUAGGGCAAAUUUUUUGCAGAGCAUUCCGAAUUCUACUACCCCUGAAGGAUGAGCAACUUAUCUAAGUACCGCCAAUGGGUUAUUUUCUUUGCCUGGCAAAAUCUUUCCUUGUUUCGGCCUUUUGUAGUGGACUACCCCGUGGCAGAGACAUUUCAGAAGCAUAUCUAGUUCGGGAUUUCUCUAUUCUGCAAGUUUCCAAUCUUCUAUUUUGUUGUCUGAAGCAUUGAGAAGGACAACAUAAUUGGCUACAAGUUUUUUUUUUUUUUUUGGCGUAGUUGCAACAAUAAUGUAGUGCCUCCUUUCUGAGAGGUUUUUCACCGACGUGGGUGGUUGUUCGGAUUAUCAAAGAUUUGAGUAAGCACCAUUUGACUGAUGCGAGUAACCGAUCAAUAUUUACAUCAGGAAGUAUUGCCAUUAUCACUUCA